Messenger RNA from Triplophysa dalaica, 2472 nucleotides. RefSeq names its product hepatic and glial cell adhesion molecule-like. The coding region runs from base 42 to 824 and encodes 260 amino acids. The record is from RefSeq and is a predicted model, not a curated record. The transcript is spliced from 4 exons. Lineage: Eukaryota; Metazoa; Chordata; Actinopteri; Cypriniformes; Nemacheilidae.
UCAAGCCUUUUUCAGAACUGUGGAGCGUGAUAGACAAGCUGAUGAAGAAAAUGUUUGAUGCUUUGAUUUUGUCCAGUUUGUGCAUCUUCAAUCUGGCUGGUGUGUUCGGCGCUGAUGAAUUGAUGUCGAUGUCAGUGACGGAGGGAGAUUCUGUCACUUUACCCACUGUUGUUACUGAACUAAAGGAAGAUGAUGUGAUACUGUGGAAGUUUGGACCUAAAGACAUUCUUAUAGCUCAGAUCAGUUCAAAGGAGAGUGAGAUAUAUAAUGAUUCUGAUGGGAGACAUAGAGACGGACUGAAGCUGGACAGUCAGACCGGAUCUCUCACCAUCACAAACAUCACAAGCACCGAAUCUGGACUUUAUAAACUUAUCACCACUAGAACAGACACCCCGCUUAAGAAAUUCAACAUUACGGUGUAUGCUCGUCUGCCCGUUCCCGUCAUUACCAGCGACUCUCAACAAAACGUUUCAUCACCAGAAGACUCUUUAAGCUCUAAAUGUGUGUUGUUGUGUUCAGUGAUGAAUGUGACACAUGCGAGUCUCUCUUGGUACAAAGGAAAGGAUUCACUGUCCUCCAUCAGUGUCUCCAAAUUCAACACCUCCCUCUCUCUACCUCUGGAGCUGGAGUGUGUAGAUGACUCAUACAGCUGUGUGGUGAACAAUCCCAUCGCCAACCAGACUCAACACCUCAACAUUACUGAUCUCUGUCAGCCGUGUGCAGAACACUGUUGUGGUAGGACUGAAGCUGCGAUCCGAUUGGUCAUCUCGGGACUGGUGAGCUUGGCUAUCGUGGCUGUACUGGUUUACGACAUCAGUUACUGAACUGUUCAACAGAGGAGGGAGCGAACAUCAACAUAACAGUUAUAGUCAGAUGUCAUAUAGACAUCCCGAAGAUGUCUGUAAGAUGUUUAUGAUUUUGACUGUAUGUAAAACUGCUCUUUCUUUAUGCUUAGCAGAUGUUUUUACACAUCAGAUGUUUUCCAGAUGUUGAGCAGCAUGCUACAUGCUUCAACUUGUUUCAUUUCUGUCAGCAGUGUGUUUACGUUCUGCCUUUUUCUAAUGUCACGGCAAUAGAGGAAAGGAGUUAUUUAAAAAAAAUGGCCAAUGAGGUAGAAAUGGUGUUAGUUGCAAAAGCAAGUGAUAGUGUGCCCACAUAUGUGUGACCGACUUACUGUAGAUUCUAGGUCUGCCAUGGUCAAAGACCAAAAGUUAACUGAUGGCACGCGAUGCAUCGCUGAUAGAUAAAGCCCAUCUACCACCAGAGCAAAUAAGUAGGUGUAGAUUUACCUGUUUAGUAAAUAGACUAGUGUUUGAUUAAACGCUCGUGGCUAACAAGUAUAUUUAAAGCAACAAGGUAUUAGUAUAAAGGCACUUAAAACCCUUGAUAAAAUUCAGGUGUUGCUUGACUACAUGGGUCAAGAAGAUGAGAACUUUACUGAUAAAAAGCCAAACUCUGCAAAGUGUGCUGAUAAUGAAAAGAUAAAGUCCAGCACCCCAGAGCAGAAAACCACACGACUGCUUCAUUAUCUGAUUGAAAAGAAGGAAAGGAGAUCUACAUUUUCUCAGCACUUGAUAGUAUAACUGCUUCUUACAUAACCUAUGUAAGUUAUAUUGAAGCACAUAUAGUAAGUGAAGAACAGGCUUGGAUUUAACUUAUCACAGAUUCAAUUCUUUAAUUAGUUUUAUUCAUGACAGUAAACUGAGAAAUGGAUUAAUGAGUCGCAGAACAAAGGGUCUUCCAAACCCACCAGUGUAAAUGUACAUGGUCUGCCACUGCUAGAAUGAUCAGUUGUCCUUUCUGUCUUGUAGCUCUGUUUAGGGAUCUUACUUUUCUGACAUCGCAGUUUAUUGUCCUGGUCACAUCAAGUGCUCGGUCUCCUUGCAGCAGGCCUAUUACAUGUUCACACAAAUGAGCAGAAUAGACAUUUUUCUUCUGUUGUUUUUCAUAGUCAGUAGGAAGUUCUCUUUAACUUCUUAGAAUCCAGGCCAUUUUUUAUUUGAUCAAAUUUGUAGCAUGAAAUCAAAUUUUCCUGAACUUUUUUAUUGCAAAGUUUAAAAAUCUGCAUAUCCAUGUAUUUACAUCUUAUCAAGCUCAGUUGAUUUUUAACAGGCGAUGUUUAAACUAGUUCAACAACGUAUCCGAGUUGUUAAAGUUUUCACUAUCCAUCCAUCCAUUUUCUACCGCUUUAUCCGAACUACCUCGGGUCACGGGGAGCCUGCGCCUAUCUCAGGAGUCAUCGGGCAUCAAGGCAGGAUACACCCUGGAUGGAGUGCCAACCCAUCGCAGGGCCAGUUUUCACUAUUGUGUUUGAUUUGAGUUUUUUUAUAUUUUAAAUUAGCUUUUAUUUUUAGAUUAAUCCUUUAUAUGUUAAUUUUAGUUAAAGUUCUAGCAAUUCUGCUCCUGUGAUUUUAUAAAUUGUUUGUGUAUUUUUUAUGUUGCUAAAUAAGAUUAAUUCAUUUUAGUUUUAGU